Molecule: messenger RNA, 736 nt
Organism: Pelagomonas calceolata
Lineage: Eukaryota; Pelagophyceae; Pelagomonadales; Pelagomonadaceae
Source: the annotation of a GenBank genome assembly
ACUCGGCGCGCGCGGGCGUUGUUGCAGUCCAGAGCGUGCUACCACACACGCCGCUGCGUGCUCGCAGCUGUACGAGAUCCUUUCAACUCCUAGAAACGCCUGCAGCCUCAACGCGCAACUCGCAGCAGCGAUAUGGUAGCCAUGCAUCAGCUGGCAGCGCUCUGCAUCGCCACAACAACGCUCGCAUUCGUGCCACCGCACCUCCACAAACCCUCGCACCGCAUGCGCGCGGCGCCGGAGGGCGCCGACCUCGAGGAAUUGUGGCGCGCGCACUCCAAGCCGCUGCUGCGGGUCGGCGCCAACGGCGUGAAAGAAUCGCACCGCAACUCAUUAGUAGAACUACUGGAGGCGCACCCCUACGUCUGCGUGAAGGUGAACGGCGCCAAAGACGCAACUGCGGUGGCCGCGGCGGCGGACGCGCUCGCGGGCGACGGCGCGGUCGCGCUCCUCACGAAGAGCAACUCGGUGCUCUACGGCAAGCCGGGGAGGUCGUCGCGCGCGCAAAAAACAAAGAUGUUGCAAGUGGACCCGGCCGCUAUCGGCAAAAUCAUCGGCAAGGGCGGCGAGACCGUCCGGGGGCUCGUCGCGGACUUUGACCUCGCGAACAUAGACGUUGCUGACGACGGUUGCGUGACGAUCUCGGGCGGCGACGAGGCUCAGGUGGACGCGUGCGCGGCGCGGAUCGGUGAGCUCGUCGACGUCGAUUUAGGACGAUGAGUAAAUUGUAUAGAGGCAC